AUGGCUCAGAAACCGUCGACGCCGGUCAAGGUGCCCGCGUCGGCUGCAAACUAUACCCCUGCCACGCUCGACCCGGACAUGCGGUCGCAGAUCAAUACGGUCCUGCUGCGUGACGGCCACAUCACAAAAAUCCACGAAGCGCUCCUUCACGCCCUCAACUCCGACUCCUCCAACUGGCCCACCACCAUCCACUCCCACGCCCUCUCCCUCCUGCGCUCCGGCGAGGCCACCACCUACUCGGCCCUCCUCCGCCGCGUCCUCGACGACGUCCGCGCCGACUCUCCCUCCUCCUCCUCCAACAAGAACGGCGGCGGCGGCAGCAAGACGCCCAAUGGCGACAGCAAGAAGCUUAACGGCGCCUCCGAGUCGCCCGGCCUCGCCCUGCCCGAGUCCGUCGUCGAGGAGGCCCUCCGCGUUACCAGGGAGAGCCUCGAGGCCGUCUGCGAGAUUGGCGAUGGCUCUUGA
Molecule: messenger RNA, 465 nt
Organism: Hirsutella rhossiliensis
Lineage: Eukaryota; Fungi; Ascomycota; Sordariomycetes; Hypocreales; Ophiocordycipitaceae
Exons: 2
Coding region: 1-465 (154 amino acids)
Source: RefSeq, a predicted model, not a curated record